Molecule: messenger RNA, 3018 nt
Organism: Diatraea saccharalis (sugarcane borer)
Lineage: Eukaryota; Metazoa; Arthropoda; Insecta; Lepidoptera; Crambidae
Source: the annotation of a GenBank genome assembly
AUGUCGGAGUCUACAAAGUCGGAUGGGCAGUGUCCGUGCACGGAAUCAUCAUCAUCGUCUUCGGGCCCCCUUACCCCUCACUGCGUCUGCCCCAGAGAUGAGCACGAGAUCGUGAUCCAUGAGGAAACUUGUCUUCUAUACAAGAAUGAGAAAAUUAUAUUUCCACACGAGCCAGAGACGUGCGAAUGUGAAACUCCACAGUUCGAGGACGGAAUAUGCCAAUGCUGCGCUUGUCUCGUAGAUCAGUGUCGCUGCAAGAAGGCUGGCCGAGAGGUUUUUGAUGAAUGGCGUAGUAAGCGUGACAUUGGCGUAAUGCCUGCCGUGCUCGAGUCCACGCACCCGCUGAUGCAGCGGUUCCAGCAGACUCUCAAGCAGUUUCUCGAAAAGGAGAACACUAUUGCUGAAGAGCAAAUCCUCAAUUUGCGCGAAGAGUUGAGACUGAGUAAGCUGGGCUAUGAGCAAGACUUGGAAGCCAUAUACCGGAGCGACCAUGACACCAAUGCGCAAAGGGCGUUGAUAACAGAAUACGAGUCAACUCUAGCGCAGAGGACUGCGGAGCGGAAGGCGGCAGAGGAACGUGCUCGUGAAUAUAAUGAGAGAUACAAACGUGCCAAGGAUAAGUUGGAACAAGACAUCAUUACGGAACGGGAGGCGACUGAAGAGCUGGAAGCUUUGACGGCGCUGUGCCGACAGCUGGAGUCGUGGCGUACAGAGACCGAAUCCGACCUCACCGUCAGUCAACGCAUGUCCGACAAGAUGCGCGCUGAGAAACGUGCGCUCGCCGACGAAAAACGAGAACUGGAUAUGAUUAUUUUAGGAUUGAGCAACGAAGUGUGGAGGUUGGAGUCGAAGUUGGAAAUGUUUCAGAAACAACUCGAAAUCAAAAAUGUCGAGAUGGAUAAAGUGAACGAUAAGGUGACGGCAUACGCGGCGGAGUUAGAAGACUUGGAGCUGGACAAGAGACGGCUGGUGAGCCUCUGGAACUCUGUGCUGGUCAACAUACAGCAGCGGGAUAAGGUUUAUGACUCUGUACGGGAUGACUACAGAAACCUUCAAGAGAAUUAUCGCACAUUACUGAACAAUUUGGAGAUCACGAAGAAGGCCUUGAUGGAGGAAAUGAAUCGUAGUAAGGAGCUCGCCAUGAAUAAAGACAAGGUCGCGUAUGACAUUGAGCACGCCAACAAGAUGUUCGAUACAGAGGACAAUAAGAGACUUAAUUUGGAAGCGCAAAAUGCUGAACUUAGAGAAGCCAUUGAAAUGGCAGAACGAGAUCAAGAAAUGAUUAAGACCGAGAACCAAACUAUGCUAAAUAUAUUCAAAAGUACGUGCAAUGAAGUUGAUCGUAAAACAGAACAAAAAUUAAAACUGGAGAACGAGAUCCUGAUGAACUUGCAAGACUGUCUGCUCAACGAUAAAGCUGUCGAAUCUAUGGCUAAUGGAAUUAAGAAGAUGCGAGAAUUGUCCAGGAAACAGGAAAUAUCGCUUAUGUCUAUGGAGAAUCAGCAUGCGAAAGUGAUGCUAGACAUUGAGGUGUAUCGUAACCGGCAAGCGCGCAACAACAAGGUCCUAGAAGAGAGCCUGGCGAAGGUCCGUGCGAGGGAGAAAGAAAUAGAUCUACUGCAAGAGAAGUUCGAUCAGAAGGCUCUCCUGGGCACUAGGAAGCAGAGGGAACUCGAUAUCAUCAUGAAAAAAUUUAAUGCUUUGAAAGAAAUAUUCGAUAUGAAGUCACCACAAGAGCGUCGCAUUGAGGAGCUGGAGCAGCAAAUCAAGGGAUUGCGCGAGAGAACAGAAGGUUUGCAGCACGAGUGGCUGCGGCUGCAGGGGCACGUGGUCAAACUCACCGCACAACACCACAAGGUGGUCGCUGAUAUCAACCUUAUUGCCAAACAAAUACAAAUCUGCGAGCAGAAAUCGAUGCGUAUACAGACUGAGUGUGAAAAUGUACUGAUGGAACGUAACCGCGUGGAACGCUCGCUGAGAACUUUGCGUGGUCGUCUGGAGGUUCUCGAGCGGACGCGUAAAGACGCCCUCGAACGAAACGAGACCGCGCAGAAGUCUACGCAGGCGAUCACACACGAAUACGUGGCCAAUCUCAAGGAUGCAGAAACUCAAAUAAUUCAACUAGAAGAAGAGAUCGAAGCGAUGGACAAAGAAAAAGUUAAUCUGACGCAACAGUUGGAUCAAGUUCAAAGAGAAGCACUUAUAUGGCAGAGAAAGGGAAUCUUAGCUGUUGAAUUGAAAAAAAAUAUUCAAAACGCUAAAUCUGCAGCUGGUGAAAUUGGUCAAAUGAAGAAUGAAAUACAUCGAAUGGAAGUUCGUCGCGAACAACUCCGGCGUACUAGUGAGAAAUUGGCAGAAGAUCUCGCUCUAUACGUGACCCGACGUGACACCGCCAUGGACAAGUGUCGCGCCGCCGCCGCAGUAGAGAAGGCGCACGGCUCUAACACCACCUCGCAGUCCUCGUACCAUCAUAAGCUAAGACUGGCCCGGGCUGAUGUAGCUAGGGUUACUAAGGAACUGGCGGAGGCAAAUGCUCAUCUCGAAGAGUUGCUGCAAGAACAGUCACGUUUGGAGAGUGCGCUGUCAGACACGGCUGCUGCCAACGCACGCUUGGAGGAAGAGAUUGCCACGUUACUGUGCGAGUGUCGCAGCGCUGAACGCGAAAAACAAUGGCUUUUGGAACGUGUGGUCCGCAGUCAGCGAUUGGGAAGUGAACUGGCCACGGCAGUGAAACGACAAUCAGUUCGAGUUAAAAAACCUAAAUCGAUCGUUCUCGCGGAGUAUAACCAAGCGCGAUCACUCAACGACCGGCUGCGUUACAUAGUGGAGUCCUUGGUCAAAGAAUAUCCGUAUUUGAAGGAGAAACUUGAUAUUGCCAUGAAUACAUUGAACAUACAUUCCCCGGGAGGAACGCCAAGACUCACAGACGAGGCCGGCAGCUGCUCACAGACCGAUCUUACGGAAAUACAGGAAGAGCCUUCACUGGAAGACGUUGCUGAGAAACCCCUGAGUCCAUAA